CAAUAAUGUCGGUCUACUAACAUCACUGAAAUGUUUUUAUUCCUCUCCAUCUCUCUUGUCAUCACAACAAAAUUUUGCCUUGGCUUGCGAAAAAAGGAGAUCAAGUGAUCAUAUGGAGGAAGAACAAGUAAGAGCAAUUAAGAUAAUAGUAUUUGGAGUCAUCUCAUGGGGUGUGGCCUUCAUUCUCACCCGGAGAAUCUUCUCAAGCUACUCAUUCAGCUUCAGCAACCGUCUUCUCUCCACGGCUCACGCGACUAUCGCUGUCACUUUAGCAACACUCUCUGUUCAAGAUUUGUCUUGCCCUGUUUGUCCCCUUGCUUCUAAGCCAUCUCAUAAACAGAUGGACGUGAUGGCGUUUUCGUUGUCGUACAUGAUCUACGAUCUAAUAUGUUGUCAUUUCGAUCAAGUGUUUAGCAUUGAUAACGCGGUUCAUCAUUUCGUUAGCAUUCUUGGUUUUAUAGCUGGACUUGCAUACCAAAAGUCUGGAUCUGAGAUCGUGGCUACACUGUGGGUAGCAGAGAUAUCAAGUCCUUUUUUCCACCUUAGGGAGAUUCUCAAAGAGAUUGGAUACAAAGACACCAAACUCAAUCUAGCUGCCGAUGUGAGUAUACAUAUAUCAUCUUUUUGUGUGAUCUAAACAAGUUUUAAAUGGAUAGAUAUUAAAACAUGUUAAUGUAGUCUUUACUCCAUCAUCAACUCCUAGUUAAAUGCAAACAGAACGAUUGUAUAUUCUUUUAGAAAAUGGAAUAAUGCACAAUCAUCGAGUAUUUUUGACUUAAACUGUCUACACUAGGUCACUAGUUCGAUGACGGCUAUACUUAUUAUGUAGUUGGAUAGUAUAAAACCGGGACCACCGUUGGAUAUGAAGAAAAAAAAAGUCUAUGGUCGUUAUGGUUUUAAUUCCAUUGAAUGGCAACUUUCAAUUGCAAUUGUUAAAUUUUUUUGACGUUUUGUUUAAUGGAGAGAUGGUCACACCUGCAUUAUCCCUAAGUUAUGUUCUGUUUUUGCUUCUAAUAGCUUAGAUACCUGUUUUAGAUUAUGACAUUUUACCUUGUACAUAGACCUAUCUUUCGAUCUAUAAAUUUCACACUUUAUUAAAGAAAAAGAAAAAAAAUUGACGUUGAAGAUUUAUUAGUUUAGGUCUUCCUGUAAAACCCAAAUCUACUUCUCUAGAUUUAUUUAUAAUAUUUCAUUAAGUCAAAGUUAAAUCUAUUUUAUUGUAUGAAGGAAGCUUCUAAAAACUUAAGCACCGACAUGCUUUAUAUUAACUGAUGAUAUUGAUAGGUGUGUUUUGCCACUAUAUUCACAUUGGCGAGAAUUGUGUGUGGACCUUUCCUCGUUUACGUCAGUCUAUCAGCUGAUAAUCCCAUCUUCAUCAAGGCAAUGGGAUCAGGAUUACAACUCGUGAGCAUCUUUUGGUUCUAUAAAAUUUUCGGGAUGAUGAGAUAUAAACUUUUUAAGAAGCCAAAGUCAAACAAAAAGUCUACUUAGCUUAGUUAGAGAUAUACAAAAGCUGAUUCAAUCCAAAUAUUUUUUUCUUAUUUUUAUUUAUGGUCAUUUAUCUAUUUUAUUAAUAAAAUAAUAAUAAAAAAAUGUCUCAGACC
This is a messenger RNA of Arabidopsis thaliana (thale cress), 1604 nucleotides long. Its product is annotated as TRAM, LAG1 and CLN8 (TLC) lipid-sensing domain containing protein. The transcript is spliced from 4 exons. The coding region runs from base 113 to 637 and encodes 174 amino acids. Gene Ontology annotation, cellular component: membrane. The record is from RefSeq and is marked reviewed. Lineage: Eukaryota; Viridiplantae; Streptophyta; Magnoliopsida; Brassicales; Brassicaceae.